Triticum aestivum (bread wheat) is the source of this 1622-nucleotide messenger RNA. Its product is annotated as agmatine coumaroyltransferase-2-like. NCBI's taxonomy places the organism in Eukaryota, Viridiplantae, Streptophyta, Magnoliopsida, Poales, Poaceae. The transcript has a single exon. Gene Ontology annotation, molecular function: acyltransferase activity, transferring groups other than amino-acyl groups. The record is from RefSeq and is a predicted model, not a curated record. Bases 59 to 1381 code for a protein of 440 amino acids.
UUGUAUUCAUGCGUUGGUGCAACUUCUUUCUUAGCUUCGUACGUUCAGCUAGCUCAGUAUGAAGAUCACAGUGCGGUCAUCCAAGUCCAUCAAGCCUGACUAUGGCAGCGGCCACCUGAUGGCUCCGGCCACGGCCAACGUCGUCCCGCUCACAGUGUUCGACAAAGCCAACUUCGACAUGCACGUCUCUGUCAUCUACGCCUUCCACCCACCAGCCCCGUCCCAUGACGUCCUCGAGGCCGGGCUCGCCAAGGCCCUCGCCGACUACCGCGAGUGGGCCGGCCGUCUCACCCUGGACGCCAACGGCAAGCGCUGCGCCAUCCUACUCAACGACGCCGGUGCGCGAUUCGUCGAAGCGACGGCCGGCGUGGCGCUCGACAGCGUCAUGCCUCUGCAGCCCACUCCCGAGGUGCUGAGCCUGCACCCGACCGGCGGUGGCGACGAGCUGCUGUUGAUCCAGGCCACGAGGUUCGCAUGCGGGUCCCUCGUCGUUGGCCUGACUGGGCACCACAUGGUCACCGACGGUGGCGGCUGGUGCAACCUCAUCAUCGCGUGGGGUCAGGCCACGCGAGGCGCCUCCAUUGACCCUGUCCCAGUGCACGAUCGGCCGUCCUUCUUCCUGCCGCGCAACCCGCUUAAGAUAGAGUACGAGCACCACAGCAUCGAGUUCAAGCCAUACGACGACCGCAAUAGUACGGCCGGCGGCGGCGACGACGAGGUGGUGGUAGAGAGGGUCCACUUCAGUAUGGACCACAUCGCAAAACUGAAGUCGCAGGCGUCAGCUGUGGCCGGCACGGGCCGGCCGUACAGCACCGUGCAGUGCGUGGUGGCGCACCUGUGGCGGUGCAUGACGCUGGCGCGCGGCCUCGAUGGGCGUGACGUCACCGGUCUGUUCAUCGCAGUGGACGGGCGAGCGCGGAUGAGCCAGCGGGUGCCGGACGGGUACACCGGCAACGUGGUGCUCUGGGCGCGGCCUACAGCCACCGCGGGGGAGGUCGUGAACAGGCCGCUGCACCACCUGGCGGAGCUCAUCAGCGGGGCGGUUGCCCGGAUUGACGACGCCUACUUCAAGUCUUUCAUCGACUUCGCCUGCUCCGGGGCCGUGGAGGAGGAGGGGCUGGUGCCGACUGCUGACCCGGCGGUGACGGUGCUUAGCCCCAACGUCGAGGUGGACAGCUGGCUGCGGAUCCCGUUCUAUGAUCUGGAUCUGGGCAGCGGCCGGCCCUUCUUCUUCAUGCCCAGCUACCUGCCAGUGGAGGGAGGGGUCAUCCUCGUGCCUUCCUUCUAUGGCGAUGGGAGCGUGGAUGCCUACGUGCCCCUUUUCAGCCGCCACAUGGACGCCUUCAAGAACUGCUGCACAUCCGGCCUCCCCAAACUCUGAUUUUUAUCCCGGGAUUGUAACUCUCAGUCAGUCAAUGCGGUAGCCGUCUGAUCUGGUGCGAUAUGAUUCGUACCAUCUUCUGGCGUUGUAUUGCUUUGGUGGUCUUCUGAAUGGCCUUCUAUUUGUGCCUUUGUAUGCACAAGGAGAUGCAUUGUGUGCGUGAGUGUUUUGAAAUUUGUAUUUCGCUUUAGCUACAGGUCAGUCGCCUGAAAAAUUAAGUUAGGGUCACUAUCUUUUUCCA